Molecule: messenger RNA, 649 nt
Organism: Darwinula stevensoni
Lineage: Eukaryota; Metazoa; Arthropoda; Ostracoda; Podocopida; Darwinulidae
Source: the annotation of a GenBank genome assembly
GAUCGGAACGGGCAACCCGCGCUGACGAAAGAUGUUACAUGAGCCUUUCCCACAUGACUAGGAUUUAUGUCCUGUAUGAGCCGCUUUCCCUCCACUUGGCCAGCGAACGGGAUCGGGGGAGGAUGCAGCAGCUGCUCUGGUUCCUCGUUUGGUUCGUAUGGAGGGCGAUGGGGACCAUCACGACUCAGAAGUUCUUUGCCCCCCAGAACUCGAACAUGAAGAUCACGUCGCCGAUUCGAGAGCUUCUUGUUCUUUCGGAGCUUCAGUGCGCCAUGGCUUGCAAGCUGAAUUCAACGUGCUUGAGUUACUCCGUGACAUACAAUUCUGGGACUUUGAUCUGCCGCUUCGGAUACCGAUACGACGAGCCGAGGGCUGCCGAUGCAGAUAGCAAGUUCUUCUACAGAGAUGUGCCAGCAGGGUACAACCUGGUGCCGGGUACGAGAAGUUACGUGAAGAUGACCGUGCGGAGCAUCCUUGGAUAUGACACCGGGAUGGCGUGCAAGAAUGAAGGCGGUCUCCUGGUCUCCUCCUCUGACAAAGCGGUGCACGACUACACGAAGUAGCUGUGGGCCAAUCGACCGUCUGGGAGCAAUUUCGUGGUCGGUGGGGCUAGCGUCGGGACCUGGAAGACUUGGAUAUUUCCAGAUGG